Molecule: messenger RNA, 2082 nt
Organism: Lactuca sativa (garden lettuce)
Lineage: Eukaryota; Viridiplantae; Streptophyta; Magnoliopsida; Asterales; Asteraceae
Product: Pentatricopeptide repeat (PPR-like) superfamily protein
Molecular function (GO): protein binding
Source: RefSeq, a predicted model, not a curated record
AUGACUAGUAACAGUUGUUAUAAAAAAAAUAGUGAAGUUUUAAAAUGAUAAAAAAACAAAAUUGUUACAUGUAAAUGGUUAUAUGUGAAAUCCCUAUUUCACCCCCUAAGCUUUACCCAAUUUCAAGGGAGUCCGACCCUCCAAAACAUCCAACCCACUUCUACCUCGACAAAACGGAAAUCUUCACUUCACUUCUCUCCGCCUGUCACCGGCAAUCUUCCAAGUCAAUUCAGGUCAUUGGCUUCAUUUUGUACAAAUACACACAUGAUCUGACAUACAAAGAUUUCCCAUUUUCUCCCUCAAAUUCAUCUCCCCUCGUAGAAUGGUUUGUAAAUUAUCAACAAAGCUGAUGAAUAUCUGUGUAGCUUCAUUUUGUAAACUCCAACAAUUGGAAAAAGCCGAAUCAAUCAUCAUCGAUGCCAUAAGGUUAGGAACACUACCCGAUGUUGUCACAUACAACACAUUAGUCUCUGCAUAUUGUCAUUUUGUUGAUCUUGAUUCCGGAUACUUAAUCCUAAAUAGAAUGAAAGAAGCCAAAAUACACCCAAAUGUAAUAACUUACAAUUCUUUACUUUCGGGUGCUUCAAAGCAUUCAUUACAUUCAAAAUGCAUAGAAUUAUUCAACGAAAUGGGAACAAUGGGAAUUCAACCCGAUGUAUGGAGUUACAACAUUCUAAUACAAUGCUACUUUAGAUUAGGAAAACCAGAAGAAGCCAACAUGAUAUUCCAUAGUUUCAAAUCCCAAAACCUUUCCCCUUGUUCAACCACAUUCAACACCAUGUUCAACGGUUUCUUCAAAACCGGAUACACACACCACGCGUUAUCCCUAUUCCGGAGUUCACAACGGAAUGGAAUCUUCACUCCGGAGUUACUCACAUACAACAUAUUAAUCAAUGGAUUAUGUAAAUCCGGAUGGAUACGUGCAGCAAGAAUGAUCCUAAAAGAGCUUAAAGAAUCCGGAUUUAAACCCAAUGCAAUCACCUACACUACAAUCAUGAAACACUGCUUUAAAUCAAGAAAAUUCCAAGAAGGAAUUGAAGUAUUCAAUGAAAUGAAAAACAACGGAUACACAUACGAUGCUUUCUCUUAUUCCACACUCAGUAGUGCUUUUGCUAAAAAGGGUAGAUUAGAAGAGGCGUAUAGAAUCUUUAAGUUAAUGACCGAAAAGGGUAUUGAAAAAGAUCUUGUGUCAUACAAUAUUUUGGUUAACAUGUAUUGCAUAGAGGGAAAGAUAGAUAAAGCUAAUGACUUGUUGUCUGAAAUUCAAGAAUUUGGAUUACAAUGUGACCAAUAUACCCAUACUACGUUUCUUGAUGGGCUUUGUAGAUCAGGGGAAAUCGAUCGAGCUUUGGAUUAUUUGAAAUAUAUGGAUACAUUAGGGUUUGAUUCGAAUUUAGUUGCGUAUAAUUGUAUGGUGGAUAGGUUAUGUAAAGUGGGGUGUAGUAAUGAUGCUUUGAGGAUUUUUGAAAGAAUGGAGGUUAAAGAUUGUAUAACUUAUACUUCCAUGGUGCAUAAUCUUUGUAAAGAAAGGAAAUUUUUAACUGCUUCAAAGGUUUUGUUGGCUUGUUUGAAUAGAGGAAUGAAGGUGUUGAGAGGUACUCAAAGGGUUGUUGUGAAAGGUCUUCAUUCUUUAGGGUUAUAUUCGGAAGCAAGAAAAGUUCAGUUGAAAAUUCGAUUAUCAAGAUUUGAGCAUUAAUCAAAGGAUUAAUUGUGAAAAUUAGAGAAAAUUACAGACUGAAUGGUUCAGAACUUCAGAUUUGUUGACUGCUUAAGGGAUUUUGUUUGAGGUAUUUAUUCCAUUGAGUGGCUGGCUAGGUGGCGGGCCCACAAAGAGCAUUAAAAGUCCCACAGUCUGUAUUCUGCUGAGACUCGAACCCUUGACCAUUUUUGCAAGUAAAAUCAAAUUGGGGCUAUGGUUUAGUGUUCUUUUUGAAGUCUCAUGGAAGUGAUUUUUAAUCAAAUUGGGUGAUGGUUGGAUCUGCUAAACAAGAAUUUAUGGGAAAGAUAAUGUAACAAUAAUGUAUACUUUUCAAAUCAAUAUUGUGCAAAGUUAGAACUUAAUAGGGAAAGUCUUCUUUUUCA